This is a messenger RNA of Synchiropus splendidus (mandarinfish), 1926 nucleotides long. It is a transcript of the gene smim36, whose product is annotated as small integral membrane protein 36. The record is from RefSeq and is a predicted model, not a curated record. The transcript has 2 exons. Bases 77 to 403 code for a protein of 108 amino acids. NCBI's taxonomy places the organism in Eukaryota, Metazoa, Chordata, Actinopteri, Syngnathiformes, Callionymidae.
AUGUUGCUCUCUCCACCGUCUCUCCGUCCCGGCUGCUGAUGUUCCCGGCUGGAAUCCCGGGCCCAGACUCGCCAACAUGGGGUUGAUGGAAUUUUAUCUCGAGAUCGACCCGGUGACCCUGAAUCUGAUCAUCCUGGUGGCCAGUUACGUGAUUCUUCUGCUGGUCUUUCUCAUCUCUUGCAUCCUUUAUGACUGCCGGGGCAAGGACCCCACUAAGGAGUACGCGCCGGAUACCGCCUCCUCCCCUGCACCUCCGCCACCACCGUCUGGACAGUCGCCUAUCCGCCUCCUGGUCAUGCAAAACUCACCUGCCUCACCCCGCUACGACCAGGCAGAUGCUGUGGGUGAGACUCCAGAGCUAAGGGGAGGAGACCGUGGUGAGAAGAGGAGCACGCUGGUCUGAGGAAGACCCUUGUGAGGGGAGGCAUUGGAGGACCAUGGAGGACCCCUAUUGUAAGACGUUGAAUUGAGAAAGGCCCUCGGUGGAGUGUGCAUUUGAAAGUGUGGUACACUCUUGGUUUUGAGCUACCCUGUAUGGAGCUGGACGCUGGAACUAUGGGGCCUGGUGAGAUGAGAAGAACAUGCUUGGUCUGAGCAGGACCUUAGAUCAAGAUGGAAGAAGCCCUAGUUUUUGGUGCCUUGUUUUGAGAAAGGAAUUUGUCAAAGGAAAGCCCUUCAUGAGGGAAAGAAGAAUCCGAAUUUCAGAAAAAGACCCUGGUUUAUGGAGUGUGAGGAGGAGAGAGCAUGCGGUGUCUGAAGAACCUGGUGCUCAGAAGACAAGGGGUCUUCUUUUAUGAGUUUUAUUUUGAAGAAUCCAUGUCUAAUGACAAUGUGGAUUAGGAUGGACCUUGGAGAGCCCCGGUUUUUGGUGGACUCUGCUGUGUGUAGCGUUGAGGCAGAAGUCAGAAUCACGAUAUGAACCGGGUUAAAGCUUCUGAAGAUGAAAGGAUUGCAAGCUUUGUUCUGUCGUCAGAUGAGCUUUCACUGUCCAGACUGCAUCUGUCCUGCUGAGGGAUGUGCCCGGUGAAAAGGAAAAUACAAUCAGACUGUCAGCAAACAAGCCUCACAUUUUGACUGUAAAUACACUUGAGUCAUAAGGAGGACACUGUGCAAAUAUUUCAUAUAUAUUUCACAAUUUCCCAUGGAAACCAAGAACGUUUAGCUUUCUCACUGGCCAGAACAUGGAUGAUAUCACAUCUGGUUGUCGUUGAGUUCUGAACGUUGAUGUUUGUCAGAUCUGACGUGACAGAAAAUAAAAAGACAAACGAUUUUAAUCCCCUGAAGUCUCUUAAUCCCUCAGCACCAAAAAAGCCUGACCCUCUCCUGGGUCAACUGUAUCUGGCUGCUGAUUGGCUGCAGCAGCGUCUGGACACCAUGUUUAGGAACUGGAGCAGGAAAAUCCUCUUAUAUAAAAAAAAUAACAUCCAUAUUCGGGAUUGAAGCUUCGUCCGAAGGAUUAAAGAUUAUUGAUGUAGAUUUGUACGUGAGAUUACAUCACUCCUACCUCUUUCAGUCAUCCCCUGCACUCCCUCUCCCUUUACAUCCUCAUUGAGGUCCUACAGUUAACGCCCCUUGCUAAUGUGUCCUGCACUGCUCCGUCAACCCUGCCACCGCUGGUGCUGCCCUACUCGCUCUUAUACCUAUUGUUCCCUUCACUCCAAUCCCGAACCUCCCAGGAUGCUGAAUCCCGUCUACAACAGCCCAUCUGGGUCCCUGACUCCCUUACUCUGCACCCUUCUGCUGCCCCCUUCAGUUUAGCGCUAAUAGAACAUGUGGUGUAGCUACUGUUUAGCUUCAAUUGAGAAAUAUCUCCAGUGUCCUCAGGAAAGUUUGGCUUCUUUUGUUGCACAACAACGUCAGGAAAAUUGUUUGUUUUCUCUGUCAUCUCUCUGCAAUACUCCAGAUGAAUAAAUUCAUACAAUAGUU